CUAGCCGUCACCGUCAGUCUUGUGCCUGUUUCGUAGCGAUUCUGACGCUUUUCCAACCCUAGAGUGCCGUGGCUCAAGUCCCCUUCUUGAAGAGUGCAUAAUUUUCCUAUCAUUUUGCAUAAGUGGCAAGUUGUGGCGAUUUGCGGAGUGCAGAUUACUGUCCCUAAGCUGUGUGUGCCUGCAAGUGCGAACAUCUUCCAUACUCAGCCGGAGAGCUGCAGAGUCAGUGGCAUCCGUGUGCGGUGUGAGCAGGACGGAACGCUAUCGAGAAUACCUGAUUUGGGAAUUUCGUGGAAUUUUUUUCCGAUCCGAAGUUGCGAAAACACUGCCCGCAAGUGCUUGCGAUUUACGCGAAGCAAUCCGUUUAGAUAAGUGUGGUGCGGUAGCUUAUUUUUAACUUGUACAGCGCAUGAAUAGUUGCAAAACAUAGAGUUGUGCUUAUAGCCCCAUUUUGACGAGAAUUGCGAGUGCGAGUGAGAAGGAAACUAUCUUCGAGAGCUGGUGCUACGCGAUAAUAUUAUAUCGGAGAGACAAGUUUGAGCAAAAAGUUGAAAAAAAAAAGUUUUCAUUCGCCGUUUUUGGAAACUGAGAAAUCAGCCAGGUACGCGUGAACGAGACAGAAACCUGCGCCAGAAGAGCUGAUCAGUGAGGAGCAGCCGAACACGUUCCGUUAUAUUUUGGUUGGUGUGUUCGAUGAUGUUGUUUGUCGAUGGAUUGAUGUGCUCAGCCGUGUGACAGAUCGAGCGAGGAGAAAAUAUCCGAAAGUGAGUGCUUUACGCAACGAAAAUUGCAUUCCUUCCGUGGGUGUUUUGUAUCCUGGUGAUUCCUUUUUGGUUGGUGUCGUGCUUGUGUGGAGUCCAGAAGCUAGAAGCGAUUUCGUGGACAAUACACUCGAGACGGAGACUGAAGUUUCUGGUUGUUGACCGAAGAGGAUCGGGAGCGCUUUGGUGGAAUCGCGAGUCAUCGAACUGGGGGUCAGUGCAUUCCAGUAGUGCAAGAUAAAACAACCCGGCGCUCAUACUCACGCGUGAGAAGUGUGAUUAGCAUUCACAACAGCCGCGGCGUCAGCGCGAUAAACAUAUUUAUUUACGAACAAUCACUCGUUACGAAUCAGCUAGAAUAUUCGCAAAACACCAACCCGUUCGUGUCCAAGUAGGUAGUGAUAGUGCGUGAACAGCGGAACAAUAGAUACAGCUUAUGUAACAUUGUCUGGUCUUCGCUUAAGGAACUUCAACGUGGCAAGCGACAAACCCCGCUACAAUUGCUCAUAGCUUGGUCUGGCCCGGAUAGCAACGGAGUAGAGUAAAAGUUAAAAAUUUUCCAUGUGGGUUUUAUUCAAAUUAAUGACACAGUGAAGUGCAAACAGAAAAGUUCAAGUGCAAUUAAAAUUUCGGUAGUUGUAACGUACAAGCGAGCUAACGAAUUCUGUGAUUUCCGCCAUCCAAUCCGGCCAGCGAACAGAGCCAAAAGAAGAAAAGUAAUUAAACAAAGUAGCAAGAAAAAAGGCAAGCUCCUCUGUAACCUGCAACGAGCAAAUGUGUUAAAGCAACCACCUGGAAAGCGGUUACAAAGCAGGAAGAUUAAGUUUUGGAGGUUGUUUUUUUCUACCUUUGUCCAUCUUCGCACCUCGCACUGUUGUGGAUUUCGGUGAAAAUCGGGUGAAAAGAAAAGCUCGUAGAGCAACCUCAUUCCUAACGGCGUACUUGAGCGGUGGUAUAAAAAGUGGUAAAAGCAAGGAGUAACCACACACUCGAAAAAAACCCGGCAUUUUGAAUAUCCCAGCAAAACCAGGGUGCGUCCGGGUCUCUCGCGUCGUCUUCCUCGGUUAGUUGAUUAGCGGCGCGCGCGCGUUCGGCCGAUCAGGUUCACACACGGUCGUCAUCCGGGCGCCCCCCGAAGUUCGAAAGAAGUGUGGUAGUGGUCCAAAAGUCAGCGGCGGCGGCGGGACCCAAGAUGCUAGCUCCGGGACAUGUGGUGUCACUGUAUGUGGCGACGAGCGGCUAUAACGGUGCGGCACUUGGCUCCGACGAGAAGGAAAUCGUUCUGCUGAUUUACGUAAUCAUCGAUGUGCAGACAAAUAAUGUUGUCGGUGUCAAGCAGUACUUUGUCCGGCCCACCAACCCGCACCAGAAUCCCCUGCUCGGCAGUAGCAGCGCCAGCCAGAACAACAUCAGCUCCAGCAAUACCUCGCUCGAUCAGUCCAUCGGAACGACGUGUUCGUCGUCGCUGUCCUCCUCGACGGUGGCCACCAUCGGUUCGAACAAUCUGUCCACGUCGUCGUCGUCGUCGAUGUCCGCACCGGCACCACCGCCGGCACAGGACAACGCCAUCAGCCAGGAGAUCCCCGCCAUCGAGUCGCUGAUUCAGUCCAACGGCCGGCUGCUGGAGGAGGUGAUCGAACAGUUCGACGCCUACACGCGGUCCCUCAAAAUCGACCCGCACGGGUCCGGCUUUCGGCUGGUGACGGACGGGCAGCUCCCGCUGCGCCAGUGUUUACACCCGGAAGCUAGUGCCAAAGAUAUUCAACUGCCCGCGUACUACUGGCGAUUCAGCGACCUGCGGAAGGAGUACGUUCGCUGCAAAGCGGGCGAUUUAGCCCGGGCACUGGUGCCGGUGUCGGACGUGACGAAACUGCACACGAUGCCCCGGUUACCGACGACGCCGGCCUCCGUUGCGGAGAUGAUGCAAGAUCUUGAACUUCCAUCGUACCCAGAGAGUGAAAUCUACACGAAAGAAGCCCGUGACAUGGUCACAAUUAUCCAGCACAUGAUAUCAUUAGGUCAUAAAUUCGAAGCAAACGAAGUCGUAAAUUUAAGUUUAGAACCUGGAAUAUGCUCAAUCGAUGACGAAAUCGAUGGCACGUGUAUAGUGCGUGCGCGUGGACUACCCUGGCAGAGCAGCGAUCAGGACAUCGCUCGGUUCUUCCGGGGGCUUAAUGUGGCCAAAGGUGGUGUAGCACUCUGUUUAUCACCACAGGGUCGUCGUAACGGUGAAGCGUUGGUACGCUUCGUUACUCAAGAGCAUCGCGACAUGGCGCUAAAACGACACAAGCACCACAUCGGCAACCGGUAUAUUGAGGUAUAUCGAGCCUCCGGAGAGGAUUUCCUAGCGGUGGCCGGCGGUGCAUCCAACGAAGCUCAGGCAUUCCUGUCCAAGGGAGCUCAGGUUAUUAUUCGUAUGCGAGGUUUACCGUAUGAUUGUACAGCGAAACAAGUGCUGGAGUUCUUCGCCAACGGGGAGAACAACUGCACCGUGCUAGAUGGUGCCGAUGGAAUACUGUUUGUGAAAAAGCCCGAUGGUCGGGCGACUGGGGAUGCGUUCGUGCUAUUCGCCCAGGAACCGGAUGCCUCCAAGGCGCUUUCGAAGCACCGUGAGUCGAUCGGGCAGCGAUACAUUGAGCUGUUCCGGUCGACCACGGCCGAAGUUCAGCAGGUACUGAACCGCUCGAUGGAUCCAAAAACCUAUGAACCACCACAGCCGCCUUUGAUUGCGGCACUACCGCCGGUACAAAUGCCACUUCUACCACAACACGUAAUCACCAGUGGGACGGAAAAGAACUGCAUACGGCUUCGUGGUCUACCGUACGAGGCAAAAGUGGAACACAUCCUACACUUCCUGGAAGACUUUGCCAAGCACAUUGUCUACCAGGGAGUGCACUUGGUCUACAACGCACAGGGUCAGUUUAAUGGGGAAGCCUUCAUCCAGAUGGAUUCGGAAACGGCCGCUUUUCAGUCGGCCCAACAAAAGCACCACAAGAACAUGAUGUUCGGCAAAAAACAACGCUACAUCGAAGUGUUUCAGUGUUCCGGCGACGAUAUGAACAUGGUACUGAACGGUGGGUUCCAGCAGUCGUCGAGUAUUUCGAAACCGCCGCUACUAUCACCCGGUGGCACCAUCGUGGGUAGCCCAUUCGGUGGCUUCAGCCCCUUCGGACCCCCGCCGACGGCUGUGUUAUCACCGCGAGCACAUCCCGCUGCCGCCUACUACCCUCAGCCGAUCCUGUACUGGGGCUACCCGAGUCCGCCGGUUUCACCGACCACGUACUAUGGUGCACCUACCCCGCCAGGACCGCAUCAUCUGCCGCCUAAUAUGCCCCCGCAUCAUCACCAUCAGCCGACACUGCUAACCGUAACGGACCACCAUCUGUCCCCAGCGGGCCCGGUCAUCACCAGCUCUCAACUCGGUUCGUCGUUGUCAUCGUCAUCGUCGUCGUCCGUUCGGGAAACGCAACGAUCAUCCACUCCACAACCGCAGUCACCGCUAUCCCCCAAUCCACCCCCGUUUCCCUCACACAGCGGAAAUGCUUCGUCACCACCUUUGCUGGGCGGAAUACCUACUACGCUCGCUAUUCCCAUACCGAGCACUCAUUCGGCCUACCCGACACCUCUCUCGCCUAUACCACUGCCGCAUCAGCAGCAGCAACAUUUUCACUGUGCUCAUCAUCAUCAUCACCAGCAGCAGCAACAUCAGCUCCAGCAUCAGCCUGGACUGCUGAUACCGCCACCUACCUACGAGCACCACAUUCACGACAAGCUGGUUUCUUCAUCUGGAAGCAUUCUGACGGCAGCAGCUCCCUCGCUUAUCCCAAACCAAUACGUUGAGUUGUUUAUUGUUUAGUUACUGUUUUCUGCGUGUUUAUGUAUGUGUGCGUACAUACGUUUUUCGUUUCAGUGCUGCAAAAUGUUUUGACUUUUUGCAACGCUGGCUCUCGUGGAUUGCCAAUUUAUGUUUGUAAGAGCAAGUUUUAUGUUUGUGAUUGUUAAUGUUUUCAAACAUAGAUUUUUUCGGUUGAUCAGCUGAACAAAGUAGGUUAGUAAUAAAUGUCAUUUUUUUGUAGAUUAUAAUUGAUCUUUAGUUCUAAGCUCUUAUCUAAUCAAGCAAGAGAUAAUCUGCGAAAGCAAUCCACCAACGAACGAAAGCAUUCCAACCUAAUCCAAGACAUACAUAUCAAAGUUUAUACUAAUAGCAUAGUUUGAACCCACUUAAGUACAAUAGAAAGUAUAAAUAUAGUAACCGUAAUUAAUAUUUUAUCUAUUUAAGAGCAUGCGAUUGUAAUAAUAUGAGUUCCACUCUAGUUUAUAACUGCUUAAAGCAAUUUAAAAACGCCGAUAUUUGCUCAAGUUACAACAACUCUUGUUAUAAGACAAGUCAAACCGUGUACUACUAGAGAAAAUUGUCUUAGGAGACUACCCAUACAGUUAUAUAUGUUAAGUUUUUUAUUGUUUUGAUUUUUUUGUACGGUUUUUAUUGUUUUGUUUUCAAAUUAUACAACAACUAUUUCACAACAAGUCUUCCAAACAUAAAUUGAAGUAAAAUAAAUGGUGACCCAUCAACCAAUUACCCUAACUUAUGUGCUAGUUUUAACGUCAAUUAGCUUAUUCUAGUGUAGUAAAUUAUGCUAUUUAACCGUAAAGCGAGUGCCCAAUGAUGACAAACUGUAAUUGUUAGAUGAUGAAAAAACAAUGCUUAACCGUAGAAAAAGUGUGCAAAACUAAACGAAAAUCUCGAAUCGAAGGUGCUUUUCCUAUUCGAACACACGUGUCUGACGCUCUGAUAUCGCUGAACAAAACAAAACAGAAUAGCAUUCCCAAAUCAAAGCUUAUUGUUGUUAUUUACAUACAUAUACCUUACCUUAGACAAUAUGUGUACUAUGAAAAAUCCCAGCAGAAAAACCCCAAAGCUUGUUUGCUAAGCGGCUAUACGACUAAAAAUCUAGAUAGGUGCGGACUAAAGUUAACAAACAACUAUUGCUCAACCGGCUUUGACGGACGCCACAGAACAUGCCUAUAUAUCAAAAUCAUUGAUUACCUACCUAACGAUUUCAAAGCAAUACAUAUAUGUACUAUCUAGUUAUAUACGAAAAUAAAAAACGGGCCAGAAAGCGAACAGCAAUUUUGUGCCUGAACGUCGGUGGACGAGAAACAAUGAGAAAAUAAAACAAGUAACGAAUGUGGCAAAGUAGACAGAGAGAGUAAUAGCAAUGUUGAAGUUUAGCUAUUGUUGUACUUUAAUUAUGUUAAAGAUGAUUUUGUAGAAUUAUUUAAUGUUGAUAUUGAAACAGUACGGAAAGGAACGCUAAACGAAAGUGAUCGAAGAGACGAGAAGAGUGAAACAGAGUAAAUAAGCAAUAUAUGCUGUGCAAUAUACGCUCAAGCUAAAAUAUUCAUAACAAUAAAAAAAAACUAUUUUUACG
This is a messenger RNA of Topomyia yanbarensis, 6193 nucleotides long. It is a transcript of the gene fus, whose product is annotated as RNA-binding protein fusilli. Bases 1954 to 4617 code for a protein of 887 amino acids. NCBI's taxonomy places the organism in Eukaryota, Metazoa, Arthropoda, Insecta, Diptera, Culicidae. Gene Ontology annotation, molecular function: RNA binding. Gene Ontology annotation, cellular component: ribonucleoprotein complex. The record is from RefSeq and is a predicted model, not a curated record. The transcript is spliced from 14 exons.